UCCCGACAGCAACUCCGUCCGUCAUCCCCCCUCCGUCUGUCGACCAACAGGAAGGGCAGCGCCUCGGGGGGUGACGUCACGCGUCUGACGCAGAUCUAGCCCCGCCUCCGGUCUCAGCGCUUUUAUAUGAGGCGCUGAGGAAAAGCCGGUUCAGAGCGUUGUCUGACUCUCGUCGUGGAUGUAAUCACUGCAGAAUUCCUGCGAGGGUAUUAGCCUCGAGAGCCGGAUGAAGAAACAGAUCCUGCUUCUCUUCACAUAUCGAGGACUCGUACGGAAGGGCAAGAAAAGUAAACGGAGAAAAUGGCCAAAUUUAUACUGCGGAACGCUGAGCCCAGUGACGUGCCGGAUAUCCUACGGUUGAUCAAGGAACUAGCCAAGUUCGAGGAGAUGGAGGAGCAGGUCGUCCUGACGGAGAAAGAACUCCUGGAAGAUGGUUUUGGGGACCACCCGUUCUACCGCUGCCUCAUUGCUGAGGUGCCCCAGGAGUGGCGCAGUGCUGAAGGUCACACGGUGGUUGGCUUUGCCAUGUACUACUUCACAUAUGAUCCCUGGAUCGGAAAGCUGCUGUACCUGGAGGACUUCUAUGUCAUGAAGGAGUUCAGAGGCUGUGGAAUUGGGUCUGAGAUCCUGAAGGUCCUCAGUGAUACAGCUGUGAAGACGCGUUGCAGCGGCAUGCACUUCAUUGUGGCUGAGUGGAACAAGCCAUCCAUAGAGUUCUACAAGCGGCGGGGGGCUUCAGAUCUCUCGCUCGAGGAGGGCUGGCGGCUGUUCGAGAUUGGCAAGGAGUGUCUACUGAGAAUGUCUGCCGAGUAGGUGCCCAGGAGGGAGACCUGAAGGGCAUCUUGUAACCACCUGCUUAUUAGCUAUGAAACCUUUGUUUCCAACCAGAUGUUCAAUAAACUCACUCAAUGAGGAA
This is a messenger RNA of Scleropages formosus (Asian bonytongue), 916 nucleotides long. Its product is annotated as diamine acetyltransferase 1-like. Lineage: Eukaryota; Metazoa; Chordata; Actinopteri; Osteoglossiformes; Osteoglossidae. Gene Ontology annotation, molecular function: spermidine binding; diamine N-acetyltransferase activity. The record is from RefSeq and is a predicted model, not a curated record. Bases 301 to 813 code for a protein of 170 amino acids. The transcript is spliced from 6 exons.